AUGGCUUCAUGGAGCGCAGCUGUAGUGGGCGUGCUGGUGUUUGUGGUGUUGGGCAUGGGAGCAGGGCCGGCGGCGGCGAAGAUGGCGUGCAAGGGCUGCCCCACGUACUGCAGCUCGAUGUGCAACAGCACCAUCAGGGGAGUGGCGUCGUCGAGCAACUGGUAUUUCUGCAACGGCCCCUGUGGCUCACCGACGAACUGCGUGGAGGGCUGCAAGUCCUCCGGCCGCGCGCCGUGCUUGAGCGCCUGCGCAAGCUCGUGCAGCCCCUCGGCCGGGAAUACCUACUGCUCCAGCUUCUGCGCCGGCUCUUGCAGCCGCAUCGACUACGAAACCGCGUGCAAGAGUAGGUGCUGCCCUUCCCGUCGGCAGUGCGACGAACGCAUCAGCGGCAUCAUCCAGACGUGCAUCACCGGCUGCACCACCGGCUGCCAGGCCAACUGUGUCACCGCCUGA
Molecule: messenger RNA, 453 nt
Organism: Aegilops tauschii subsp. strangulata
Lineage: Eukaryota; Viridiplantae; Streptophyta; Magnoliopsida; Poales; Poaceae
Source: RefSeq, a predicted model, not a curated record